CGCGGGGAAUGCGCGUGGCUCCCCCCUCGCGCACUGGACGCUCGCGACGCUCGCUCGCCUCGCGCAGGGUUUGGCGUGGAGCUCGCGCAGGACUGGCUGUGCUCAGCGCCACUUCCGGUUUCCGUCAUUUCAUUCUCCCGCCGAUGCGCGCGGCUCGACUCUCUGCGUUGUAUAAGCGCGCGAGCGUCCGACCUGCCAACACACACUGACACUCACUCAUCUCACACCGCGCGCGAGAGCGAGGGACCGCCGCGUUUUUUAAAAAACUCUUCUGUUUCCCCUUCUUCUUUUUUUUUUUUUUUUUUUUUUUUUUUUUUAAAUACAGUAGUAAUAAAACAAGAAAGCGGACCGGAGGCAUAAAGAAGACAGGGACUUGUGGGAUGAAAACGGGGCUAAAAAGAUUCAUCCUCUCUUGAACAUCAUCAUCACCAACCAUCAUUCAUUCAUUACCUUGACAACCUCUGGCUUUGAUUGACAGCUGGAGUGGCAAAAAGCCAUGAGACACGACAGUUUAGUUACAUGCAGGUUGUUGAUGGGCCGGCUGUAACCUUCAGUUUUGGUGCUUGACUUUUUUUUUUUUCUCCUUUCUUUUCUGGGGGGCAAAGAGAAAAAGAAGAAGAAUAAUUGCAAAAACUCUUCCCGAUGCCUGCGCUCUUUCUCAGCCAUAUACUGGAGAAUAGGAGAAUUCGGCGAGUUGCUUGAAAACGGGAUCUUUGCGGCGCGUGAGUUUGUGAGCGGACUGGGAAAUUAAAUCUACGACACAGAUCCAGAGGUUUAUUGGAGCGCAGGCUGAUGGCGCAAAGGUACGAUGAGCUGGCUCACUACGGCGGCAUGGACGGGGUCGGGAUGUACGGGGACCCUCACGCGCCGCGGCCGCUCCCGCAGGUCCACCACCUGAACCACGGACCCCCGCUCCACGGACAGCACUACGGCACGCACGCCCCGCAUCCCAACGUCAUGCCCGGCAGCAUGGGCUCGGCUGUCAACGACGUGCUAAAGAGGGAUAAAGAUCAAAUUUACGGUCACCCUCUGUUCCCUCUGCUGGCUCUGGUGUUUGAGAAGUGUGAGCUGGCCACAUGCACGCCUCGCGAGCCCGGGGUGGCCGGAGGAGAUGUGUGUUCCUCGGACUCCUUCAACGAGGACAUCGCUGUCUUCGCUAAACAGGUUCGCGCUGAAAAACCUUUAUUUUCUUCAAAUCCAGAAUUGGAUAAUUUGAUGAUACAAGCCAUACAAGUAUUACGGUUUCAUCUUUUGGAGUUAGAAAAGGUGCACGAGCUCUGCGAUAACUUCUGCCAUCGGUACAUCAGCUGCUUGAAAGGGAAGAUGCCCAUAGAUUUAGUGAUCGACGAACGGGACGGAAGCUCGAAAUCAGACCAUGAGGAACUCUCGGGAUCUUCCACGAACUUAGCCGAUCAUAAUCCCUCGUCCUGGAGAGAUCACGACGACGCCACGUCCACACACUCGGCCGGCACACCGGGACCGUCCAGCGGAGGACACGCGUCGCAGAGCGGAGACAACAGCAGCGAGCAGGGAGAUGGUUUAGACAACAGCGUGGCCUCACCCGGCACGGGCGACGAUGACGAUCCAGACAAGGACAAAAAGCGACAGAAAAAGCGAGGCAUCUUCCCUAAGGUCGCCACCAACAUCAUGCGGGCAUGGCUCUUCCAGCAUCUCACACACCCGUAUCCUUCAGAAGAACAGAAGAAGCAGCUCGCUCAGGACACAGGCCUCACCAUCUUACAAGUAAACAACUGGUGAGUCCAGGCCCUUUCCUCUCUCUGACCAU
This is a messenger RNA of Pimephales promelas (fathead minnow), 1786 nucleotides long. The record is from RefSeq and is a predicted model, not a curated record. NCBI's taxonomy places the organism in Eukaryota, Metazoa, Chordata, Actinopteri, Cypriniformes, Leuciscidae.